UCUCUCAACCCAAUCGAUACCCGAGGCUUCAUCAUUCUCUAAUGGAGAACCAAAAGUGAAAAGCUUCUGAGCGGAUCUCAAGAGAACUUAGAAGAAAAGUGAAGGAAUUCAGCCCACCGUCCGUGAUAAGAGUGAACCAUAGUAACCUCGCUGGUCUCUCAGCGCUCAUACAUCUAAUUGGUGCGACUGCUGCACGUGGACGUUAACCAGAUGAUCGAGUCAGGCUGGAGGAUAGCGCAGUCUUGUCCUUCUCUGGUCUUCUUUACAGAACCAGUGGCUGUCAUUCCCUCUUUUGCUUUCUCCUGGCUUCAGCUACUUAAACCUGGUCUUCUGGGUUGGUGUGGAGAAACGGACACCUCAUCAUCAUGUUUGGAUGCUUUCUGAAUAGAGAUAAGCAAGGCUUGAGGAACUUCUCGUGGUGAAUGCCUCUUCCAAGGCUUUGCGUGGAUCAUCUUGACCUUCUCUACCGCUCUGGUUUGUGAUUUUCAGUAAUUCUGUACAUACGCAAGAUGAAUGGAGGAUUGGGCAGCUUGCGCUUGGAGGCCGUCGAAGUGAUGCGAAACGCUCUCAUCUCGGCCGAGAACCUUCAGCUCACUCUGAAAUCAGACUUCAGCUCGGAGGAGCAGGCUCUGACCAACAACCACAGCAGCGGUAAUCAAGGGAAACCGAGCAGAGGAAAUGAAGAUCUAAAGGAGAUGCUGGAAAGCAACAAAGAGUCCCUGAAGCUGGAGGCCAUGAAGAGGAUUGUGGGGUUGAUUGCCAAGGGAAAGAAUGCAUCUGAACUUUUCCCAGCGGUGGUGAAGAACGUUGCAAGCAAAAACAUUGAGCUGAAGAAGCUGGUGUAUGUGUACCUUGUCCGGUAUGCAGAGGAACAGCAGGAUCUCGCCCUCCUGUCAAUCAGCACCUUUCAGCGGGCGCUCAAGGAUCCCAAUCAGCUGAUCCGAGCGAGCGCUCUCAGGGUCCUGUCCAGUAUCAGGGUUCCUAUCAUCGUCCCCAUCAUGAUGCUGGCCAUCAAAGAAGCAGCCACUGACCUUUCACCUUACGUGCGGAAAACUGCCGCUCAUGCCAUUCAGAAACUCUACAGUCUGGACCCGGAUCAGAAAGAGCAUCUGAUCGAAGUGAUUGAGAAGCUUCUGAAAGACAAAAGCACGCUGGUUGCUGGCAGCGUGGUGAUGGCGUUUGAGGAGGUCUGUCCGGACCGGAUCGACCUGAUCCAUAAGAACUAUCGCAAGCUGUGUAACCUGCUGGUGGACGUGGAGGAGUGGGGUCAGGUGGUCAUCAUACACAUGCUGACCCGAUACGCCAGGACACAGUUUGUCAGCCCGUGGAGAGAGGACGCUGUGUUCGACGAGAACAAUGAGAAAGCGUUUUAUGAUUCAGAGGAGGAGAGGAGAGUGGACCAGUCCAAGCUGUACAUCAUGGAUCCAGACCACAGACUCCUGCUCAGAAACACUAAACCACUGUUACAGAGCAGAAACACUGCAGUUGUGAUGGCAGUAUCUCAGCUCUACUGGCAUUUGGCUCCUAAACAUGAACUUAGCAUCAUCUCUAAGUCUCUGGUGAGGCUUUUGAGGAGCCAUAGGGAGGUUCAGUACAUUGUGUUGCAGAACAUCGCCACCAUGUCCAUUCAGAGGAAGGGAAUGUUUGAGCCCUUCAUGAAGAGCUUCUAUGUGAGGUCUACAGAUGCAACACACAUCAAAACACUCAAGCUGGAGAUUUUGACUAACCUGGCUAAUGAAGCAAACAUCUCCACCAUACUGAGAGAAUUUCAGACGUACGUGAAGAGUCAGGAUAAAGCGUUUGCGGCGGCCACCAUCCAGGCCAUCGGCCGCUGUGCCACUAACAUCUCUGAAGUGACCGACACCUGCCUCAACGGCCUGGUUCUGCUGCUGUCCAACAGAGACGAGACUGUUGUCGCAGAGAGCGUCGUAGUCAUCAAGAAACUUCUGCAGACGCAGCCGUCGCAGCACAGUGACAUCAUCAAACACAUGGCCAAACUCUUCGACAACAUCACCGUCUCGAUGGCGAGGGCCAGCAUCCUGUGGCUCAUGGGAGAAUACUGUGAACACGUGCCUAAAAUCGCCCCCGACGUCCUGCGAAAGAUGGCCAAGUCCUUCACCAGCGAGGAGGACAUCGUCAAACUCCAGACGGUCAACCUUGCUGCCAAACUCUACCUGACCAAUUCCAAACAGACUAAACUGCUGACUCAAUACAUUUUGAACUUGGGCAAGUACGAUCAGAACUAUGACAUCAGAGACCGAACGCGGUUCAUUCGUCAGCUGAUUGUCCCGAACGAGAAGAGCGGAGCCCUGAGCAAAUACGCCCGCCGCAUCCUGAUGGCGCCCAAACCAGCUCCUGUCCUGCAGUCUGCCUUCAAAGAUCGAGACCGGUUUCAGCUCGGCACUCUCUCCCAUACGCUUAAUUCCCAGGCCAAUGGAUACCUGGAGCUUUCUGAUUGGCCGGCUGUCGCUCCUGACCAAUCAGUGAGAAAUGUUGAGGUAGCAGAACCGGUGAAAGAGGCCGGAGCACCAGCGCUUGGUAAAUCCAAACCUUCCAAAUCGGCUGAGAAAUUCUACUCCGAUUCUGAAGAAGAGGAGGAGGAGGAAGAGGGAAGCAGUAGCGAGGACAGCAGUAACAGCAGCAGUGAAGAAUCUGAGAGCGAGGAGAACAGCGACGAUUCGGACAAGAGCAGCUCCAGCCAGUCAGAGAAGAGCUCCAGCGAAUCAGACUCGGAAAAGAAGAAGAAAACGCUGAAAAACAAAAAACUACAACAGCAGAAACCGGACAGCAAAGACAGGAAGCAGAAGAACGGGAACGCUGUGAAGGGUGGAUCCAGAUCGGAAAGUGAAUCGGGCUCUGAGAGUUCCUCGUCUGAGAGCUCGUCUGAAUCCGGAUCAGAAUCCGGAUCGGAAUUAGAUUCAGAUUCAGACUCGGGAACAGACCAGAAGAAAAACACCAAGUCUAAACCUGCGCAGUCUAAAACGGUCGCAAAGCAGGUUGAGAAAAAGGAAGUGUCUCUGCUUGAUCUCGAUGACUUCUCACCCGCAGCUGUCACUACACCCAAGAGCUCCAUUCUGUCUCCUAGUCUGCUGUCUGACCUGCAAGGGCUCUCGAUCUCACCCACCGCAUCGGCCUUACAGACGAGUUCUCCGGUGUUUGUGCCGGAAACCUCCCAUGAGCUGCUCCACAGGAUGACGGGUAAAGGUCUGUCCGCCCAGUACCGCUUCACUCGGCAGCCCUGUAUCUAUGGCAACAGCAUGGUAUCCCUGCAGCUGACGCUAAGCAACAGUAGCGACCAAGCCCUGGAGAACAUCCACAUCUCUGAGAAGACUUCCACUGGACAAAACAUCCACCGCUUCAACGCUAUCGAGCGUUUGGAGCCGCAGGCCUCAGUAACCGUGUCCAUGGGCGUCGACUUCAAUGACUCCACACAAGCUGCAAACUUCCAGCUCUGUACUAAAGAAGAUGAAUUCAGCGUUUCCAUCCAGCCUGCGGUAGGAGAGCUGCUGCUGCCCGUCACCAUGAGUGAAGCAGACUUCACCAAAGAGCAGGGUAAACUGGUGGGCAUGAACGAGUCAUCGGCGACAAUUACCAUGACGCCAGAGAACGUCUCCAGCCAAUCAGUAAACAGAAAGGUGGUGUCUGUCGCCAACCUAGGUGUGAUUCCAUCCAGUCAGGAGAACAUACACAGGUUUGUCGGUAAGACGGUGAGUUCUGGAUCUCUGGUGCUGGUGUCGGUGGCUUUGAAUGACCCUGACGCUGUGAUCACCAUCAACACAGAGAAAACGGUGAUGGGCUCUAUGCUCCUGAGACAGUUUAAAACCGCCCUGACCAACGGCGGCCCCUAGAAACACAUCAAACCUCACUGUCACCCGUUCACAAGUUCAGGCACGGACAGGCGCUGUGUUCAGACGUAGCUCGCUCUGGGUUAUAAUGACGCUUGGAAGGAUUUGUAUCGUUUUGAGAAGAUGACAGAAAAGACGACUUCGUAACUGUCCUCAUUUCAAGAGACUUUAUGCCCAGAUAUGCCUAGCGUACGUUUCUGCUUUCAUUUCAGGCGCAUCGAUGUUCUCUGCUAAUCUGUGAGACUCCACUGCGUCCAGAAAGGCUUUUCAAGCAUUUUUAUUUGUUGCUCUUGUUUCGUUUUUCGCUAAAUUUCCCAGAUGACACGAUGCUGACUAGCCUGUGCGCUUUGUGUGACCAAAACAUGCAAAGUUUCAAUCCUAUGUGAAGUGCCUUUCUUAAAGCCAUUGUUCCUGACAGAAGUUACAUUUGCUUAAAAUUACAGUGAUUAAAAAAAAAUAUAAAAAUAUAUAUAUAUAUAUAUAUAUAUAUAUAUAUAUAUAUAUAUAUAUAUAUAUAUAUAUAUAUAUAUAUAUAUGGAAACCGAAAAGUAGUUUGUUUUUCCUCAUUUGUAUCGUAUUAUCCUGUAAUUUGUUGUGUGCCAUAUGGAUUUACUCUGAUGUCGUUGUAAUAUGGUCACACGAUGUCUGGUUUAAAUGAGUUUCCCAAAGAACGGAGUAAGAAUCGAGUCUUUUUGUACGGUAUACAGUUAGUUUAUUGCUUUUCUCUAUUGCUUAUCUCUCUAAAAUAAGUUUCUUUGUAAAUGUGCACCUCUGACUGAAGCUAAUGUAAGCGUGUACUGAGAUCAUGCCACUUGCUCUGAUUGGACGAGCCGAGCGGGAGUUUCGUGCAACUUUCCUGUACUGUCAUUUAAACGUUUUGUGAACAUGCUCAGCAUGGAUUCCAGGAAACGGGUAUGUAUUGCUCUUUUGAAGAUGAGGAUUAUGGGAGGGAAGAUGCUCCCCAAAAACCUUAUUAGGAGUUAGUUAACUUUGUAUCGAUUGCAGGCCGUCCUGGAAACCUCAGUAACCACCAUUCAGGGCGUCUGAAGACCGGAUCCGUCUCAGCGGAGUAAACCGUGCCUUUUCCUACAAGAUGACAAACAUGUUGAGAAAAGAGAGGAGAAGUCCUCCAAGUUUUAAACAACGCAAGGAUGAUUCGUCUGCGGAUUGAAACGGCGAAGCCUAAUUUCCGCCCGCGGCCAUUGAAGUAAAAAUGGAUUUCUUCACGCGCGCCGAUGCCGCAACGUUCCUCUCAACAUCUACUCAACCUUUAUUUUGUUUUCUGCAACAUUCAUUUGCAGAUACGGUUUUCACUUAAAGGAAACGCCAGACUAAUUGCUGUUUCCAAACAGGUUUCCCGGCUACCUCCGCACUGUCUGCCAAUAGUCCGCCGCUUAUGCCACUACAAACAGGUUUGAUGAUCACUUUCAGUGACUGUUUGAAGUGAGGUAGGUUUGUUAAUGCCACAAUAACAUAUAAAACGCUUACAGCGUGUAGAAUGUAUCAGUGCACUUGCAGGAUAUUUAAGUGCUUGCGUAUUUUUCAUAUUGCAUUAGAUUAUAAUGCAACCGGCUCCAAAUUGUGAUUUUCAAAGCUCCUGUAAUUGAUAUUUGUGCCAGUAUUAGUUACAUCUGACAGUUUCUUGAUGGAAAGUAAAGGUUUCAAGCUCGAAAUUUGUGAAUUUUGGUCAGGGUCAAAGGUCACCUUGUAUCUGUCUUUUAAAUUUCGCUUUAUUUUGAUAGUCCACUUUAGAAUUAUACUAGCAGUGAGUAACUUUGCAACUACUUAUUAACUAGCAGUCGUUAAACUGAUUCGUAUCUUCAUAUCUCAUCAACUAACACUUUAUUUUGAUGGGUCCACAAUAUACAACAUAUUAUUAGAAACUCUGUUAUAUGUUGUCUUACUCUAUUAACCUUAAACCUGUCUGCCCUGAGAAUUAUUAGACAUGUAGUUGUGAAUUAAUAAGAAUUAAUAGACGUGUAGUUGACAUGGUUUUGGUUUAAUAGGAUGUCUUUAAAAAAAAUAAUACUUAUAGUGCAUCCUUUAGCAAGACUUUUAAGUUGCUGUAGAAGGAUAGUCAUUGUUUUAAACGGCUAAUAAUAAAAUAAUUAUACAAUUCUUAA
Puntigrus tetrazona (Sumatra barb) is the source of this 5968-nucleotide messenger RNA. It is a transcript of the gene ap3b1a, whose product is annotated as adaptor related protein complex 3 subunit beta 1a. Gene Ontology annotation, cellular component: AP-3 adaptor complex; membrane coat; clathrin adaptor complex. Gene Ontology annotation, biological process: anterograde synaptic vesicle transport; vesicle-mediated transport; intracellular protein transport. The transcript is spliced from 29 exons. Lineage: Eukaryota; Metazoa; Chordata; Actinopteri; Cypriniformes; Cyprinidae. Bases 510 to 3848 code for a protein of 1112 amino acids. The record is from RefSeq and is a predicted model, not a curated record.